UUCUGUAUAUUCGCGUCCAUAAUAACAUACAAAUAUAUAUUUAAUUUACCAUUGGAUUCCUGGAGCUUUGUUAUCUGUAUAGUAACAACCUCGAAAGCAUUUUCUAUUCUUCGCCCACUACCUUGUAGUUGGUCAUCAUCCGUGGUUCGCAUGUCGAGUCAUAGCGCCUACCUCAUGGUGAGGUAUUCACCCAUCGAUACAUCCCUGAGAGAUAGAUCUUUCGUGACCGCGUUAACUUCUGGGCCUCAUUUUAUAGAAGGGAGUUUUUUAAUCUCAUCCCAUUGUUGAUACGCUAGCAUUCCUUGACUAUAUAGUUGAUUAGGCACGCCCUCGAUAGUCAAUUCUACUUUUGUAAUCUUGGGAUUGUAGAACUUCUCGGUAUUUCUUUUAAAUGCUUCAGAAGGGUCCUUGCACAACAUUAAAAUGCCCUUCAACGAUCUCGUGGGGAUGUUUAGAUUGAUAUUCCACAUCGUAUCUUUUUUGCUCCUCGUGAUCUUUUGAUGUCGAAGCAGACGAUCGUACAAAAUAGCUAAACUUCCGGUUUACUGGUUUCGAAUUUGUCUGGCUAAUUUGGGAUCUGCUACCAUAUCAUACUCCAGUGAGAUAUUGUCAAUGGAAUAGCUAGCAUCUUCAGCAGCUCUGAUUACUCUACCGUAGUCAUUAAAAGUGAGUUCGCGUAUUCUAACCUAUCACCUAGGGAUGCUUGAUAGAAGGGCAUGUGGGAAUCUAGUAAUUCAAAGUCGAGCGGAAUAUAGAAUCGGCUACCUAAUGCAUCUUUUACGAUUGUAUUAUCACCAUUAUCAGCACCCACACGCAGUCUCAAUGUGUUCCGAUUACUAAUAUCCUGGCCCCGAGGUUAUAAAACUUCCCUGAGUACGAUUUCAUGCUCAAAUCCGGUUUAGUGCUCAACUCAAAACUCAGACUCAAUAAACGGAGGUUAUAAAUAAUCUGAGUACGUUUUCGUGCUCAACUUGAGCAUGAAAUCCGUACGAUCUCAAGUACGCUUUGGACCGUGCUCAACGCUGAGUUCGACAACAACAAUGGCAGCUCACCUGCGACAGACGUGACAAGCGAGGCGGAAAACCCGUGUUCCGGGAGUCUUUCGAGAUCGUUCUAACCCGCUGGAAGAUUUAGAUGUGGAUGAAGUUUUUGAACGUUAUAGAUUUAGGCCAAAUACUAUAAUAUGUUUACUUGGUCUACUCAAUAUAACCAGAGCGACAGCUCGUAACUGUGCGGUUCCACCACUGUUGCAGUUGCUGGUAUGCCUUCGCUUUAUGGCGACAGGGGCUAUGCAUCUGCUGGUUGGGGACAGCCUAAACAUUUCCCGAUCUACAGCCGGCAGAUGCAUACACGCAGUUUCGUUGGAAAUCUCCAAACUGUCAGGAAGGUUUAUUAAAUUCCCAGUUGGAGGAGACGCUGUACGAGCGAAGGAGGCAUUCGGCAACAUUGCAGGAUUCCCUAACGUAGUAGGGUGUAUUGAUGGAACGUUCAUCCGGAUACAGCGGCCUACCAGGAACGAGGGAGACUUCGUGAACCGAAAAGGUUACCAUUCCCUGAAUGUACAGAUGUGCUGUGAUGCAAAUGUCUGCAUCACAAGUUGCAACGCCAGCUGGCCGGGGUCUGUACAUGACAGCCGCAUUUUCCAGACGUCAGCACUGUGCAGGCAAUUUGAAAAUGGACAGUACAAAGGUUUUCUGCUGGGGGACUCUGGCUACCCACGUCGUUGGUUCCUCCUGACGCCUCUACUGAACCCCACCAACCGAGCAGAGGAACGUUACAAUGGGUCAUUGUGCAGGACAAGAGUGCUCAUUGAGCAGACCUUUGGUGUCCUGAAACGGCGGUUUCAGUGCCUGCACAAUGAGCUCAGGGCGACCCCAAGACAGGCUGUGACCUAUGUUGUUGCAUGUGUUGUGUUGCAUAAUUUGGGUAUUGAAAGGGGGGAUAUUAUAAAUCAUGAUGAAAAUCUAAUGCCUCCAUCUUCAAAUGUGAAUAAUUAUGUGCCACCGGUUACAGGUCAAAAUGAUGGAGCUGAUGUGAGACGGCACAUUAUUCAGACAUUUUUUAGUCGAUAAGCAUAGGAACAUUUAUUCCUACAAUUUAAUCUAUCUGAAUUUGUGAUUUCAAAUGUAUAUCAUCUUAAUUAAUGAUCGUGUGAGUGGUAUUGCUCAGUAAGUCAGAUAUGUCAUGACAGUUAGACUUGAAUACAUAAUCAAUUUGGUCAUUUAAUGUUUUAUUCAGAUACAAGCAGUGCACAAAAUGGAACAAUAUUUAAUUUGUAUAGUCUGGCCAUGCCAACAGUGCAGAUUUAUUUGUUGUUUAACUCCUUACUCAGCAAUAUUCCAGCUAUAUGACGGAGGACUGUAAAGUAAUUGUGUCUG
Messenger RNA from Haliotis rufescens (red abalone), 2378 nucleotides. RefSeq names its product putative nuclease HARBI1. The transcript is spliced from 4 exons. Lineage: Eukaryota; Metazoa; Mollusca; Gastropoda; Lepetellida; Haliotidae. Bases 1275 to 2072 code for a protein of 265 amino acids. The record is from RefSeq and is a predicted model, not a curated record.